UGGGGAGGACAUUUGUCUCGGAGAGACCUGGGGGUCUUGCAUUAAACCAUACCAAAGGGGUACCAGAAAAAAGCCCUCCACUUAGGGCUAAAUGGGGAGACACUGAACACACUCACCACAGACUUCUGAGCUGCAACAAUCUCCACCUCAGUAUAAUGGACAAGCAGUAUGAGUCUGAGGUCAAGUUUAAAUUGGACAUGGGCACAGCCCAUCCUGAACCUGUAACAGUGCCAAGAGGCCAGUGGUCUAGUAAGUUGGAGUUUCUCCUGGCUGUUGCAGGACAAAUCAUUGGCCUGGGAAAUGUGUGGCGAUUCCCAUACCUGUGCUACAAAAAUGGAGGGGGGGUGUUCUUCAUCCCUUAUGUGCUCUUCCUCUUUACAUGUGGGAUCCCCUUAUUUCUCCUGGAGACCUCUCUGGGACAAUACACUACACAGGGAAGUAUCACCUGCUGGCAGAAAAUUUGCCCCUUGUUUGGAGGAAUGGGUUAUGGCAGUCAGGUGGUUGUUUUAUAUUCCAGCAUCUAUUACAUCAUCAUACUGGCCUGGGCAUUCUUCUACCUCUUCUCUUCAUUCAGCUCCGAACUCCCCUGGGAAAGCUGUCGAAACAGCUGGAACACAAAGACCUGUGUUGAGUUUGAUCGAAUGGUGGACAAUGUCAACUGGAGUACAGCAGAGAAUGCAACAUCACCAGUGAGGGAAUUCUGGGAGAGAAGAGUUCUGAAUCUGACAGGAAGUAUCCAUGAGUUGGGCAACAUACGAUGGGAACUGGCUCUGUGUCUUCUCUUGUCCUGGGUCAUUUGUUAUUUUUGCGUCUGGAAAGGCGUGAAGUCAACGGGAAAGGUGGUGUACUUCACUGCAACCUUUCCAUACGUGAUGCUGGUGGUGUUACUCGUCCGUGGCGUCACGUUGCCGGGGGCCAUACACGGAAUCAAGUUCUACCUUUACCCGGACCCUUCCCGUCUCACUGAUCCCCAGGUGUGGAUGGACGCUGGAACGCAAAUUUUCUAUUCCUACGCCAUUUGCAUCGGUUGUCUAACAGCGCUCGGUAGUUACAAUAAGUACAACAACAACUGUUACAGGGACUGUGUUUACCUAUGCCUGCUGAACAGUGGCACCAGUUUUGUAGCCGGCUUUGCCAUCUUCUCUGCACUCGGUUUCAUGGCCCAUGAGCAGGGCACGGAUGUAUCCAAAGUGGCUGAGUCAGGUCCUGGUUUGGCAUUCAUCGCCUACCCUCGGGCAGUAGCUAUGAUGCCAUUUCCUCAGCUCUGGGCUGUCUUCUUCUUCAUUAUGAUCAUCUUACUCGGGUUAGACAGUGAGUUUGUGGGUCUGGAAGCUGUUGCAACAGCGCUGUCCGAUAUGAAUCCUUCCUUCUUUCACACCGGCCAUCGACGCAAACUUCUUCUGCUUGGUAUCUGUGUUGGCAGCUUCUUCAUUGGUCUGGUGAUGGUGACAGAAGGCGGACUAUACAUCUUCCAGGUUUUUGAUUACUAUGCUUGCAGUGGUAUGACGCUUCUCCUCUUUGCUAUACUGCAGUCUGGGUGUAUUGGAUGGAUAUAUGGUGCAGACCGUUUUUAUGCUAAUAUUGAGGACAUGAUUGGAUAUCAACCUAUGCCCUUGAUAAAAUACUGUUUGAAAUACGUAACUCCAGUAAUCUGCAUGGGGACUUUUGUCUUCUCCCUGGUCAGAUAUACCCCCCUAAAGUUCAACAACAUCAUUGAAUAUCCAUGGUGGGGCUACGCCCUUGGCUGGUGGUUCACGCUCUCCUCCACACUAAUGGUUCCUCUAUGGAUGUUGUACGCCAUCGGCACUACUCCUGGCACACUGAUGCAGAGGAUCUCCAUCCUAUGCACUCCAGCCGAUGAUCUUCCUUUGACGAAAGCACAGAAGAAAAGUGGUCCACAGCCUGGAGUGAACAAAGCUUUUAACUAUGUGGCACACCAGCAGGAAAUGAUGGCCUGGAAAAGCCCGCGAGACACGGGACCUCUAUGAACAUUUGUUUGUGUACUCCAUGAGGGAUAUAAGGGGGCUUUUUUGAAAUUCACUAGAUCUUAGACUCUAUAUUUCUCUGCCAAGAAAGGCCUUAUAAACACACUUCAUAGUUGUAUGCAUCAAGGAGCUAAAAUGCAGAAUCCUGAGAAAUUCUAGAAAGAUUAUCUCAUAAUAACAUUGUUUUACUGCAUAUAAUUAGCAAAGAUAAGCAAAUGGUAACUGAAAUUACGGGCACAAGACAAACCCCUCCAGUUGUCUUUUAACCAGGAGCUCAAUCAUUGCAAAGGUGUCACAGAUGAACAGGUCAAAACGUCGAUAGGCAGGCAGCAGUGAUUUCACUCUUAUGUACUAAAAAAACACAAAUCUCGUAAAUUGUGACUUUAUUCCAGAUUCCCAAGGUAGAGAUUAACUUUUUGCUGAGGGGGAUUUUCAGGGCAAGCGUACUCUAAUGUUGAUAGGCCUACAUCAUUUUAACAACGGAUCAAAAUCCGGUUUCUUUCUCUCCCUCUGUUCUUGGCUAAUGAGAUGAAACCAAACCAUGAGCGCCUUCCUUCAUAUGAGACGGAGGGCCGCUGUAGGCCGUGGCUACUUUUGAACUCAGGAGCCUUUUGUAUCUCAAAAGUGCUGAAGAGCUUUUGUCCUCGGAGUCUCAAGCCGAGGGCGGUUUGAUUUAUCAAUUUUUUGAUCGAGUCAGGAACUGUCAACUAUGCUGCUAUUCUGCGUCCCAUUCGGAAAUGAGCAUUAUCGAGUCGCUAAACUAAAAAUCAGAAUGGGUAUUUACAUUUGGUACCCUGAGGAUAACUGGGUGGAUGGAGGGUGGGUUUUGGGCACGGUAUUGAUCAUCUAUACAGGAAGGGUGUCGGGAUGUAGAUACACAGCUGUGUCUGUGAGGGGAACUAUUUUAACAACUAUUUGAUAACGAAAUUAAUGUUUUCAUUGAGAAAAGCGGCGUCUUCCAUCAAAGCUGUAUUUUUGACAAUCUCUUGAAACGAGAACAAGUCAGAGUUGUACACUUGCAAUGGACUUUUUUGGUAAUCUGUGGUGUCUAGGUAAUUCAUGACAAAUUGUUUGCAUGAUUUUUUUUAAUCGAUCAUUAAAGCGGGCCUUGUCUCUCAUUCAUUGCCAUCAGAAUUCGGUUUACUCUGUACUUAAGUGAAAAAAAACAACUGUUCAGACAUGAGGUGAUGGCAAAUUGAUGUUGUCUUUCAUGCUGGAAUGGUUUUACUGUACUACUGUUACGUCAACUCCAGUUCAAUAGGAAACUCCAUGUCUGCUUAAGGCAUCCUUGCCUUGUGACUUAAUGUAAAAAGUUCAACGUGAAUGUCUUCAGUGUCCAAUAAGAAUAUUUUAGAAUCCAAUUGAAAAUUGGGUAACACGUUAUAUGAGGCUUGCAUCUAUAACAUCCUAUAAGCAUCUAUAACGCCCUAUAAGCAUCUAUUGCAUUUAUAAUGCCCAUACUUUCCUAUAAUGUGUAUUACAAUGACUAACGGCUACGGCUGAAGACUGAAAUAGCACUGAAGUCUCAUUAUGCAUCUCUACAAAACUUCAGCAAAACAAAUUGGCUAUGACGCAUUACGACAUUUGGCAGAUAAACAAGCUAAUGAUGACAUUUAUAAUGCAUAAAUCCGUUUUAAAUUGACAAUGUAUCCUAAAGGUGGUUAUGAGGUGUUGUGACGGCAUAUAGAUGGUUAUAAUGAAUCUUACAGUGACUUAUAGCUACACUUAUAGGGCGUUAUAGAUGCUUAUAUGGCGUUAUAGAUGCUUAUAAGGUGUUUAUAGCUGCAAGCGUCAUAGAAAGUGUUACCGAAAACUGUUAUAAAUUUUCAACCAAUCGUUUUUUCUGCUAAAUGGGUCACUUUUUCUAUUGAGCGCUAUGGCGUGGUUGUUUGCCGUGUUGCACGGUCCAGUAAGAUUUGUUUAUAGUGUUACAAUUGUGUUAAACUGUUUCAGAUUGCCUCAUGAGAAGUGAGGGCAUUAAAUAUUCCUCUUGAAGUUUAAAAUCGGGGUCAGAAUGAAGUACACGUAUAUCUACAAUCACUGUCAAAGAGUUUUGAUACGCCAGUAUAAAACAGACCAAAGAAAUGUGGUCCCGAAACCUCACGUUUGGUAUAAUUGGGCCAAUUAAAAUUAAGACUUGGCAAACCGCAUUCUGAAAGAAGUUG
Lampris incognitus (smalleye Pacific opah) is the source of this 4150-nucleotide messenger RNA. Its product is annotated as sodium- and chloride-dependent GABA transporter 2-like. The coding region runs from base 156 to 1988 and encodes 610 amino acids. Lineage: Eukaryota; Metazoa; Chordata; Actinopteri; Lampriformes; Lampridae. The record is from RefSeq and is a predicted model, not a curated record. The transcript has 15 exons. Gene Ontology annotation, cellular component: membrane. Gene Ontology annotation, biological process: sodium ion transmembrane transport.